CCUCUGGGUCCGCCCGGUUCUGCUCUGCCCUGCAGGACUUAGAGGAGGGGGGAGGGCUGUCCUUCACUCCAUGGGGAGGUGGUCCCCGCACCCCCCAGCGCGUGGCCGAUGUGAGGACACGGCUGUGUUGUUCUGCUGCUGGUUGCUGUGUCCUGGAGCUGCCCGCUGUGCAGCCCGCAGGUGCCGUGGCCACGCCAUGAGCUCAGCGCUGGACCUGAGCCCGACCCGGGGCUAUGAAAGGGCCGGAGCCGCCCCGGAGCCCUCAGUGCCGUGCUGCCGCCCGCCGAGCCGGGCCUGGCCCAGCAGAACCCAGCAGAACCCAAGGGGGCCGAACGGGGGCCGAGGACCAUGACCCCAGGGCUGCCGCUGCUGCUGCUGGCGCUGGCGCUUCGGAGGGCACAGGGGAAUCCUGGAGCAUCCCCCGGUCCUCCCCCGGCAUCCCCGGAGCUCUCCUGUGGGGCAGAGGUGUUGGAGGCGGUGUUGGGACGGCUGCGGGCGCUGGAGGGAGAAGUGCGGGCACUGCAGGGGCAGUGCGGGGACAGCCUGGGACCCCAGGCUGGCACUGGGAGCACAGCGGCGUGGAAGCUGUGUGACACCCCUGGGGCAGGGGGCUGCUGUGGGUGCCGCCCUGGGGAGGCUGGGAAUGGUCUCCCGUGUCCCGCACCCCGCUGUCCCCUCGACUGCAGUGACCAGGGCCGCUGCCGGGCUGGACGCUGCCACUGCUUUGAGGGCUUCACGGGACCCUUCUGUGCAACCCCUGUCUGCCCCCCUGGCCGUGGUGGGCCCCACUGCACCCUCGAGAUCCCCUCGGUGACACUACGCCUGGCUGCGCGCAACCAGACGUCCUUCCGUGUGACCUGGCCGAGGCCAGCCAAGCCUGUGGAUGGCUAUGAGGUGGCCGUCAUCCCUAUGGAUGAACCAACGGCACUGACCACCCACGAGCUGCCUGGCUCUGCUGUCACCUUUGAGGUGACGGGGCUGACACCUGGACAAGCUUUUGAGAUCUUCAUCCAGGCCCAGCGGGACCAGCACCUCGGGGCGCCGGGCACCCUGCGUGUCCGCACCCUGCUUGCCCCAUCUCAGCCCACCCAUGGGGGGUCACGGAAGACCCCUACAUUUCUUGCACCUCCAGUGGCCCCAGCAUCACCAUCAGCCCGAGGGUCUCCAGCAUCCCCACGGUCCCCAAUGUCGCCGGCAUCCCCAGGGUCACCAGGGUCCUUGGGGUCACCGGCGUCCUCAACAUCUCCAAAGUCACCAGCAUCCCUGAGGUCUCCAGUGUCUCCGGAGUCCUCUGCAGCACCAACUUCCCUGGAAUCCCCAUGGUCCCCAGAGUCCCCAGUGUCCCCGAGGUCACCUACAUCUCCAUGGCCCCCAGCAUCCCCACAGUCCCCACUAUCCCCAGCAUCCCCUGUGUCCCCAGUGCUCCCGAAUGUCCCAUCCCUGCAUGAGCUGGGGGUCAAGCUUUCAUCCUACAAUGGCUCCCUGCUGCAGCGCUUGGAAAGCCACCUCCGGGCCACAAAUUACCCACUCCGAGGCAACCAGACAGUGCCUGCAGUGGCCCGUGCCAUCCUUUCCUACCUGCUUCGCCGCAGCCCGGCCUCAUUGCGUUAUCAAUUCCUCCGCCACCUCCAGCAGAGCCCUCACCCCAAACCCCAGGUGUUGCCAGGGGCUGCUGGUGAGGCCCUGGUGGACUUGGAUGGGCUGCGGGGUCACGCGGAGACUGUAGUGAUCCGUUACAGGCUGCUGGAGGAGCCAGAGGGGGAGGAAGGGGAGAUGAGGGUGCCAGGGGACACCACAGUGGCCCGGGUGCCAGGGCUGGUGCCAGGGGCCACAUACCGGGUGGAGGUGCAUGGUGUGGUGCGGGGACGUGUCUCCAAGUCCUACACUUCCGUAGUGACCGCAGGGCUGGGUGACACCAGUGAGCCUCCACCAGAGUGGAAGAACCUGUAUGAGGUGGAGGUGACUGAGCCCCAGGGGGCCAUGGCCAAAGCAGCCCCAUCAGAGGAGGAACCACCACAGCGACCCCGCCUGGGCACACUCACAGUCUCCCAUGUGACUCCUAGCUCCAUCCAGCUGGAAUGGAGUGUCCUUGAGGGCACUUUUGACUCCUUCACAGUGCAGUACAGGGAUGCACAAGGCCAGCCACAGGCACUUGCUGUGGAUGGUGGGUCACGCACAGUGACCGUGCCCGGGCUGGCACCGUCCCGCCGCUACAAGUUCAACCUGUACGGGGUGUGGGGGCGGAAGCGCAUUGGUCUCAUCUCCACUGAUGCUGUCACCACAGCUUCAGCAAAACCAAAUGAAGAACCACCAUCCCCACCACGCCUGGGUGAGCUGACAACGUCCCAUGUCAGCCCCGACUCCGUCCAGCUGCAGUGGAGCGUCCCCGAGGGCUCCUUUGACUCCUUCACGGUGCAGUACAAGGAUGCACAAGGCCAGCCACAGGUGCUGCCUGUGGAUGGUGGGUCACGCACAGUGACUGUGCAGGGGCUGGCGCCGUCCCGCCGCUACAAGUUCAACCUGUAUGGAGUGUGGGGACGAAAACGACUGGGCCCCAUCUCCACUGAUGCAGUCACAGCUGCAGAAGAGAUUGGGGAAGAAGAACCACCUUCCCAGCCACACCUAGGAGAGCUGACAGCAUCCCACGUCAGCCCUGACUCUGUCCAGCUGCAGUGGAGUGUCCCGGAGGGCUCCUUUGACUCCUUCACAGUGCAGUACAAGGAUGCACAAGGCCAGCCGCAGGUGCUGCCCGUGGAUGGUGGGUCACGCACAGUGACCGUGCCUGGGCUGGCGCCGUCCCGCCGCUACAAGUUCAACCUGUAUGGAGUGUGGGGGCGGAAACGGCUGGGCCCCAUCUCCACUGAUGCAGUCACAGAAAAAUGGUUGGAUAUAAGUUCGUAG
This is a messenger RNA of Coturnix japonica (Japanese quail), 2901 nucleotides long. The record is from RefSeq and is a predicted model, not a curated record. NCBI's taxonomy places the organism in Eukaryota, Metazoa, Chordata, Aves, Galliformes, Phasianidae.